Molecule: messenger RNA, 1233 nt
Organism: Annulohypoxylon maeteangense
Lineage: Eukaryota; Fungi; Ascomycota; Sordariomycetes; Xylariales; Hypoxylaceae
Exons: 1
Coding region: 1-1170 (389 amino acids)
Source: RefSeq, a predicted model, not a curated record
AUGACCUCUCUUCAGCGUCGUAUCCAUUACGAUAUGGAGGAGUUCAUCGUUGAGGGAGAUCACGUCAGAAGCAAAUUCGAAGAAACUCGAGAGCAUUACCUCUGGCUCCUGGGACUUUCGAUGACAGAGUUACGUCAGAUGAUGAGCCAAUCCGACGUCGUUAUCCCCACCAGUGACUUCGACGUCGAAGACAUCAUGAAGCGAGUCAGACCUCUUACCGAGAGGUGCCUUCAACGACUCGUCAACGGUGGAUUUCUCACCCACAACGACAUGGAGUGUAUUCUUGUCGGAGGAUACAGCUACCUCGAGGAUUACUUCUAUGAUAUGGAGAAUCAAGUGGGAAUAUUCGGCUUGCAGGAGGUCGUCAAUCCUUCUCCCGAUGAUUCAAGUCAGGAAUCAUACACCGAUGAAGAGGAUGGAUAUGACGAGGAUGGUUUCUUCGUACUGGACGAACGAAGUAUCAAUAAGGAUACCAAGGAUGCGAACGAGACGGAGAUCUCAAAGGCAGAGCAGUCUGAAUCUACCGCCGUCGCUGCCCCUAUCGCGCUACUACCUCCGAGCGAGCCGUUUUCUUGGGCAGAUGAUGUAGAGGACGAACUCUCAUCGGUGGAAUUCCCCAAGCCCUCAGACCAAGAGCUACUCACAACCGGCCCAUUACCGGAAGACAGAGAGCGUUCGCCAGUAGACGCGUCGUUCCCCUCGGAUUCAUCAGAGUCAAAUUCAGACGCAAGCUCGGAUUUGGACUUCGACACCUCUCUUCCAGACCUUCUCAGCAGCAUGUCGGAAGCACAGCUCAGCGAUCUCGAGCUAGAAAAGGAGAAGCAGAAGGAGAAGGAGGAAGAUGAGGAGAAGGAGGAAGAUGAGGAGAAGGAGGAGAAGGAGGACGAGGAGGACGAGGAGGACGCACAGUCCACAACCCAAGAACUGGACUCCGAGACACGCGAUCUCGACACCUCCGACGAGCCCAUCGCGCCUAACUUCGCCACCUACCGCACGCUCAGCGAACAGACUGACGGCGACGAGGUUCUUGACGAGUGGCUGGAAGAGCAGGAGAUGUGGUUCUGGCAGUACGAGGCACUGUUCCUAAUCACGCUCGCCGCAAAGCGCUACAAGAGCAUAUUCGAAGAAGCGCGAGGCGCGUACAAAGCCGACCCGUUCAACGAUGAUUAAACGAAGAACAAUGACGACGAAACGAUACAUGAUUACUCAGCAUAGCAAGCCAGGGGCGGACGG